AUGUCCCUUACAUUGGGGGUCAGUGGGAAGAAUGUCCCUUACAUUGGUGAUCAGUGGGAAGAAUGUCCCUUACAUUGGGGGUCAGUGGGAAGAAUGUCCCUUACAUUGGGGGUCAGUGGGAAGAAUGUCCCUUACAUUGGGGGUCAGUGGGAAGAAUGUCCCUUACAUUGGGGGUCAGUGGGAAGAAUGUCCCUUACAUUUGUGGGGGUCAGUGGGAAGAAUGUCCCUUACAUUGGGGGUCAGUGGGAAGAAUGUCCCUUACAUUGGGGGUCAGUGGGAAGAAUGUCCCUUACAUUGGGGUCAGUGGGAAGAAUGUCCCUUACAUUGGGGGUCAGUGGGAAGAAUGUCCCUUACAUUGGGGGUCAGUGGGAAGAAUGUCCCUUACAUUGGAGGUCAGUGGGAAGAAUGUCCCUUACAUUGGGGGUCAGUGGGAAGAAUGUCCCUUACAUUGGAGGUCAGUGGGAAGAAUGUCCCUUACAUUGGGGGUCAGUGGGAAGAAUGUCCCUUACAUUGGGGGGUCAGUGGGAAGAAUGUCCCUUACAUUGGGGGGUCAGUGGGAAGAAUGUCCCUUACAUUGGGGGUCAGUGGGAAGAAUGUCCCUUA
This is a messenger RNA of Staurois parvus, 603 nucleotides long. The record is from the annotation of a GenBank genome assembly. NCBI's taxonomy places the organism in Eukaryota, Metazoa, Chordata, Amphibia, Anura, Ranidae.